CAUAAACAUCUACAUAUGGCCAUGCUGAAAGCUGACAGGAUGUCCUAUUUUCCUCCUCUAGGCACAAGAAUUAUUUAUGACCGGAAGUUUUUGAUGGAAUGUCGUAAUUCCCCAGUUGCCAAAACCUCACCUUGUGACCUUCCAGACAUUCCAGGUGUCACCAGUCCAAAUGUGGAGGAGCUGAAGAUUGAAAACAACCAUAUCCACAACUAUGAGGAGAAGGUGGGCAUAGGUGAGGAAGCUCAGUUUGAUAUGGACAUCUAAAGUACGUGCCCUGAGCGUGUUUGUCCGGUGGAGGAUGGGCCCUCCACAUGAGGGCUCCUGCCAGCUUGGCUUCUAGAAUAGCCGUGCUUUGCUGAGUGACUCGCUCUUUCCUACCAAGGGCAGUCUGUUCGCUUUGACCGAGAGCCGACACGUCCUGUUAGGUGAGGACAGAAUGUAUCAAUUGAUUCACAUGGGUGUCAGUCCAUGUAUGUGGCCCCUGCAGGAAAUGGGCAGCGGAGCGAGAGAGGAAUGCUCUUGAUGUUUUGUUUCAAGUUUCUUUGCCUCUGUUAAUUGGCAAUAUCAAUACUGUACAGGGGACUGAACUGUAAUAGCGGGAGAAAUAAAAUCAUUUGGGGUCUCCAGGUUUGGGGAUGAAAGCAGCAA
Molecule: messenger RNA, 648 nt
Organism: Pelodiscus sinensis (Chinese soft-shelled turtle)
Lineage: Eukaryota; Metazoa; Chordata; Testudines; Trionychidae
Source: RefSeq, a predicted model, not a curated record